AUGUUGCGAGGUCUCCUGCUGCUGACAUGGCUAACACUGUCAUCCCAACCCACUGAGAGUCUAACAGGUGAUAUUCUUGAGAAGUCAAAUGUCCAACUUCAAAAAAUUAUGAGCAGGUUUGGUUUUGUUGCACGUAGCUGCAAAGAUAUUCAACAGAAAUAUGGUGUUCAAGAAGAUGGCCUGUACUACCUCAGCUCGUCCAAUGGGGUGCUGUACCAGACGUACUGUGACAUGACCACAGCAGGUGGUGGCUGGACUCUGGUGGCCAGUGUACACGAGAACAACAUCUAUGGGAAAUGCACUGUGGGGGACCGGUGGUCCAGCGAGCAGGGAAGCAAUCCCAACCGCCCUGAUGGAGAGGGCACAUGGGCCAACCUGAACACCUUUGGGACUGCAGAGGGGGCAACAUGUGAUGACUACAAGAAUCCUGGCUACUAUGACAUGAUAGCAGGUGAUGUGUCUAUUUGCCAUGUCCGUAACAACGCUCCACUACAGAACUGGACCAUUGCUUCAGUCCUACGAUACCACACAGAAACAAGCUUCCUCACACUGCAUGGAGGAAACCUCUACCAACUCUUCAAGCGCUUCCCAGUGAGGUACAACAUUGGAGCAUAUGGCACCAACAAUGGACCGUCUAUUCCUGUGGUGUAUGAUUACGGAAAUGCUGACACCACAAGAGACUUGUAUGCUUCAAAUUCUAGAAAUGAGUUCCGUCCUGGUUUCAUCACCUUCAGUGUGUUCAACAACGAAAGGGCAGCAAUGGCCAUCUGUUCUGGAGUCAAACCCACUGGGUGCAACACUGAGCAUUAUUGCAUUGGUGGUGGGGGACACUUUCCUGAAGCUGCUCGGCAGUGUGGCGACUUCACAAGCUUUGACUGGGAUGGUUAUGGGACACAUAGCGGGUGCAGCUCAUCCAGAGAGAUGACUGAAGCUGCAGUGUUGCUUUUCUACCGCUGAGUCUCCACAAUAACACUGAGGUUCCACAGAUGAACAAGAUACAAUGUUUGAAUCAAUGGUCCGCUCGGGGACAGGCAGCCUACGUUUCUGAUAUUUCACAUUUCUAUCCCAUAGUAAGUGGUGGAAAGAUAGUGUAAAUCUGCUGAAAGAUAUUUCUCACCCCCUCGUUUCUGGUUAUCUUAUUGCUGAGGUCCACAUUACAGUUAGAUUAGUCUCCUCUACUUAUAGAGCUUUCUUUUCAGGCUUCAGUGCGUUCAUCUGUUAAUUUCCUGCCAUUACACUUGUAUAAGCACAUACAAUAAGCAUUCAACUAACAGGCUACACGCAGAAUCUUGUACUUGAAUGUCUUUUUCCUUAUUCUCUCAACAUACUGUAGGCCUACUGAUCAUAAAUGGACUAGCGCUGUGGUGAAUGCUCUCCAAUGCUCUUUCACACUACGGUCACUCAUAUCCAAUGGCAAGAGGCAGCACACCAGGAUCUAUUUGAGGUUCAAUGUCUUGCUUGGGCAGGGUCAGGAUUUUAGUUUAGACAGUAAACCAUGGGAAGACAUGACUUCCACUUCACCACGGAGUUCAGAAGUAUUUAUGCUAUUUAAUGCUACCAUCAAUAUUAACUCAU
Molecule: messenger RNA, 1575 nt
Organism: Alosa alosa (allis shad)
Lineage: Eukaryota; Metazoa; Chordata; Actinopteri; Clupeiformes; Clupeidae
Product: intelectin-like
Exons: 7
Coding region: 1-957 (318 amino acids)
Molecular function (GO): oligosaccharide binding
Source: RefSeq, a predicted model, not a curated record